UGUACCUACCUCUGCAUAACGAUAACUCAUCUCAUCUUUCUCUAUCUUCCUACAGAUCGCAUCCCGGCCAGACUGGUGCUCUACUUCCUGUCGUGGUCCGGUUUUCUCGUUUCGUUCAUGAUGCGCAACGAUAUCAACUUCGCCCUGGUGGCCAUGGGUACGCGACAGCUCGUCCAACUCGUCGAUCAACAGCCACUGUGCGCCCUCCAGUAUGGCUCUGGCAGGAACAUCACCGCUGGUACCGGUGGUGGCCAAUGGAAACUUUUCCGAUCUGUUGCUGAGCAAUUUCUCCGCAUCUGCCGACGAUAUGGGAGACCUGAUGGGAGACGUGGUGGUGGAAACAACAUCAUCCAAGCACAACGAGAAUCUGUAUGGGAACUUGACUGGGACUCGACGGUACAGGCCGUCAUCAAGGGUUCGUUCUAUUGGUGCUACGUGCUGUCGCAGGUAGCCGGCGGUGUGGCCACUCAAUACUUUGGCACCAAGAGCGUGUUUGGCUGGAGCCAAUUCUUCACGGCUGCCUGCAGCUUAUGCAUUCCGUACGCUUCGGAUAUUCAUUACGGAGUGGUUAUUUUGUUACGGUCGAUCCAAGGCUUCGCCAGUGGGUUGACCUGGCCUGCGAUGUACGCCAUCGUGGGAUAUUGGAUACCGCCAGUCGAACGAAGUCGAUUCAUGUCCAGUUUUCAAGGGUUCAGUAUCGGCAUAGGAUUGACGUACCCGUUGUGUGGAUUCAUCAUUGCGCACUUUGGCUGGAGAUUGGUGUUCUACACUACCGGGACGAUUGGAAUGGUUUGGUGCCUGUUUUGGUAUUUGCUAGCCUUCAAUACUCCUCAAGAGCAUCCGCGGAUAACGCCUGAAGAGCUGGAAUACAUAGAAUUGAACGUGAGCGAAGAUAUCAAAAAUGGUCAAGGCAUGAAGGUACCAUGGAAGAAGAUAUUCACAUCGAUGCCGGUGUACGCCAUUGGAUUGACCACUUUCGGCAGAAUUUGGGUUCAUUACACGUUCAUAAUGUCCGGACCGGAGUACAUGCAGAAGAUUCUUUGCUUCGACAUCCAGCAAAAUGGACUUCUUAGCGGAACGCCAUUCUUGUGUUCUUACCUUUCUUCGGUGCUUUUCUGCUACAUUGCCGACAUUCUGGUUCACAAACAGCUGAUGACGUUGACCAACGUGCGGAAACUGUUCACUGCCCUCUCGCAGAUCGUUCCGGGGGUUUUGGUGCUGCUGGUUGGUUACCUCGGGUACAACAUCGUGAUUGUGCUGGUGCUGUGGUUCGUUGCCGUAACGUUCAUCACGGCCUCGUAUGCCGGCGCCAUGGCGAACAUCGUGGACAUCGCACCGAAUCUGGCCGGACCCGUGCUGGCAUUUGCGCAGACCAUACACAUGACGGCGUCGUUCCUGCAACCCCUCGUGACCGGAGUUAUGGUGACCGAUGCCCAAAAUCUCAACCAAUGGCUGCACGUGUUCGGCGUUAGCUCGGCGGUGGCCAUCAGCUGCUACCUGGUGUUCCAGUUCUUCGGCACGGCCGAAAUCCAACCCUGGAACUAUCCGGUGCCGGAUCCGGAGGUCUGUUCAACGGACGAUUCGGCGGUGAUCGCGAACCAACCGAUGCUCAAAGUAUCGUCGGUAAGCGGCGCCGGGUACAAAUACAACCGCGAAGACGACGACGAGAACGAUAGCAGUGAUAAUUAAAGUUAAAUACGUUAGGCUAGGAUAGUUUCGGACUGUAUAGAGGUUUUUGAUCGACACAGAGAUCGCUAAAAGAAAAGUGAUAAAGAGAUUAGUGCAGGAUAUUCGUUUGGGAUGUUGAAUGAAAAGCCUAUCGUUCGUUGAACGGGCAAGAGUGUUGCGAGAUGAGGUAUUAUGGGAGAUUCAGAAUGGUUGAGUUGCGUUACCACGAACCAUUAUUAAUGGUAAUGAAACUUUACCAUGCACAAAGAAUCAGCAGUUUUUAGAUAAGGCAAGCGGAUCGAAACAGACUAGGUGAAGAAAAAUACAGUGCACUUUUCAAAGCUAGAAUUUAAGAAAUGUUAUGAACUUUGGUAAGGCCGCAGCAAUGCACAGCGUAAUAGUUAUUUGAAGCAGAAUUCCAACAAUUAACAACUAAGUUAAACACAGAUGAAACAAUAUAUCCAUCGUAGGACGGCUAACGAUUGCAUGCACAGUUACUUAAAGACACACGGUGAGGUGGUUUGUUCGGAGUAGAGGAGUAUUGCGCGUUUUCGCUCUUUUUUAAUAAAGUUUUGACCUCUGUUAUUGAGUUAUUGCGAGAAAAUGCUAAAAUCCCAAUCAACUGAAUCAAAUGGAGAAAUGUGCAAGUCUAUAAUACUUACAAUCAGAUGUAACAAAUAACGAUUCAUUUUUCAUUCACAAAGCAUGAUCGUGCAAAAGGAACCAAAGCGAUUUGAUGUAACUGCGAAGAUAAGCGUUUUUGAUCAAGAUCCUCGUCCUCGGUACAAGUAUUUAUCACGUAACGUGCAGUUAAUACAAAAUAAGAACAGUUAGAAGUUACAAGAUGUAGAUUUAUGAUUUUUACAGAAAGUGUUGUAUCCAACGUGGCUUGCCGAGUUGGACAAUUACGACAAGUGCUGUAAAAAUCGAGUUCUGCAACGAGUUGCGUACAACAUUUUUUGCAAUUUCGGAAAAGGCCACUUGAUGGUAUAAGAAAUCACAUCGGGAUGCGUUCAACUUCAUUUCAAAAUAUCUGAAAAUUGUUGUAUAAUGAUUUAUUACACAACUUAAAACAGUUGCGCAAUGAAAGCUAAUUGCGUAAUAGUCAUUACGCAACUGAUUUCAGAAGAUAAUUCCUACUGAUUUAACAAAAAAGAUUGAUGAUAGAUUCUUAUUUUACUUGAGUUUAUUUCUAUUUCAGCUUAUUUGUCGAAGCCCACAAGUUUUGAAUUUGCGCGAAAAUGAGCAAAGCAUCUUUUGUUUACUGCCCAGUUUGUCCCUUAGUAGACGUAAGCGCCAACAUGGACAAAAUUAAGUUUUUAAUUACUAUGCAUUCUUUAUAAAUGCGAAAAUAUACCAGAAGUGAUUUCGCAUGAGAACGCACACCAAUUUUUCUGAACGUAGUUUUGUCUCGAGGGUUUUUAGAAAGUCUAGCUGGAAAAUAAGCUUGCUUAAACAAUGACUGCUUGUUGACGUCACUUGACAAUAACGUCAGUUCAUACAUACAAAUGAAAGAACAAUCCCUGUUUGGUCAGAAAAGUUGGUGCAUGCGUUUUCAGAUGAAAAAAAAAUACGUAAUGAAUCAUAAUUUUUCCUGGUCCACUUUACGUAAUUACGUCAUCUAUGCAAAUAUGGGCAGUUUACUGUGGACAAACAUCAAAGAAAGAGAAGCGCCGUGUACAUAUUAUUCUAUAUUUCCACAUGUGAAGCAAAACGUUUAUUGAUUGUUCUAGAAACUAUAGACAAAAAAUGAGGAACAAUGUGUAGCACUCACAUACUCACCUAACCAAGCGAAACAGUUAUUAAAGUACAUAUAAUGUUAUUUAGGUUUCUAGUUUUACCGGAUCUCACUCUUAUAGAUACUUGCAGAGAUAUAAAUGAUAAAACCGAUGAUUAAAGAAAUAAAUUUUGUAAUAAACACGUUUGCGCCUGUAACCACAGUGUAUAACAGAA
Messenger RNA from Aedes aegypti (yellow fever mosquito), 3621 nucleotides. Its product is annotated as sialin-like. Lineage: Eukaryota; Metazoa; Arthropoda; Insecta; Diptera; Culicidae. Gene Ontology annotation, molecular function: transmembrane transporter activity. Gene Ontology annotation, biological process: monoatomic anion transport; transmembrane transport. Gene Ontology annotation, cellular component: plasma membrane. The record is from RefSeq and is a predicted model, not a curated record. The annotation marks the transcript as partial. The transcript has 2 exons.